Molecule: messenger RNA, 2749 nt
Organism: Poecile atricapillus (Black-capped chickadee)
Lineage: Eukaryota; Metazoa; Chordata; Aves; Passeriformes; Paridae
Gene: PELP1
Product: proline, glutamate and leucine rich protein 1
Exons: 20
Coding region: 31-2730 (899 amino acids)
Biological process (GO): rRNA processing
Cellular component (GO): nucleus
Source: RefSeq, a predicted model, not a curated record
UCAGCGGCGCGCGCCGGAGAAGAAGCAGCGAUGGCGGCGGUGGCGGCUCCGCGGGCCCCUCCGGCCGCGCCGCUGCUCGAGGCGCUCUCGGCGCUGUCGGCGCUGCCCCCGCACCGCCGAGCGAUCCCGGGGAUCGUCCGGGGCCUCCGCGACAGCGCCGGGACUCAGGCCGCUCUCGGGGGUCUCCUCGGCGUCACCAGCGCCCGCCUGAGCUCCAUGAAGACGCGGUUCGAGGGGCUGUGCCUCCUGUCCCUGCUGGUGAGCGAGAGCCCGACCGAGGCCUUCCAGCAGCACUGCCUGGGCUGGCUCCGCCUCCUGCAGCACCUGCUACAGUCCCAGGACCCCCCUCCCACCGUGUCUUUGGGGGUCUCGGUGCUGCGGGAGCUGCUGCGAUUCUCGGCUCAGCUGCCGGAGCUGGCUCGGGACAUCGGCACCAACCACAUCCCCGGGAUCCUCACCUCCCUGCUGGCCCUCAGGCCCGAGUGCGAAGUCUCCACCCUGGAGGGGAUCAAGUCCUGCCUCUCCUUCUACCCCGGUGCCUGCGGCUCCAUGAGGGGGAAGCUGGCGGCGCAUUUCCUGGCGCGCAUCGACAGCGAGAGCCCGAGGCUGCAGCAGCUGGCCUGCGAGUGCUACGCGCUGCUGCCGGGGCUGGGCCGCGGAUUCUCGCAGGGGCUGCGGCACACGGAGUGCUGGCACCAGCAGCUGCAGGGGGUGCUGGCCACGCUCCACGGCAUCCUGGGGAGCCUCUUCGAGGGAUGUGAGACAGAUCCUCUCCCCUACGAGGGUCCUGGGGUGGAGCUGCUGCUGCCCCCGGCCCAGGACGGCGACGCCGGGGGGAUCCUGACCCUGCACUCGAGAUUUUCGGGGCUCUGCCGCGUCCUCAGGCUCCUCCUCAGUAAGGAUUUCGUGGCCCCAGUCACCGUCCCAGUUCAGGACAUUCUGGAUUUCGUUUGCCGCGCCCUCAACGUCACCAGCAAGAACCUGGGCUGGUUUGGGGAGGGGCCCCUGCGGGGGCUGCUCCUGCCCCAGGUGCACCUGGACACCCUCGACGUGCUGGGAGCGCUGGUGCUGGCGUGUGGAGCCCGUCUGGUGCGCUGGGGAUCCCUCUUGGGCCGUCUCUUCCCGCAGGUUUUGAGCUCCUGGAGCUGCUCCCGGGAUCCCCCCCCAGGGCAGGAGAGACCCUUUGGGGCGGUGAGAUGCCGCCUGUACCAGGUGCUGGAGCUGUGGGUGCAGGUGGCCGGCGCCGCCUCGGGGAUCCUGCAGGGUCCCGGCAGCGCCAGCGAGGCUCUCCUGGCUCACCUGAUCAGCGACAUCUCCCCCCCCUCUGAGGGGACCAAGCUGCGGGCGGAGCCCAAACCCAGCGCCCCCAAAAGGCCCAAAUUGGGGGAGGGUCCCGAGGGGCUCCCCCUGCACCGCAAAGGGGAACCCGCGGCCAACAGCGACACCUGCGCCGCCGCCCUGGCAGCUCUUCGCAGGAUUCUCCUCACGGGGGGACCCCUCAUCAAGGAGGAGACUCAUCGGCGCCUCCAGGAGCUGCUGCUCCCCUUGGCCCUUCGUCUUCCUCAGUGCCCCGAGCCCCCUCCCCAGGCUCCAACCCCUCCCCAGGGACCCCCCCAGGUUUUGGGGGUCCCCUCGGUGGUUUUGGGGUCCCCCUUUGCCAGCGGCCGCUGUCGGGGGGGGCUCUACGGGGUCCUUCAGGCUCUGCUGCUCGGGGCCCCCCCCGGGGCCGCGCCGCCGCUGCCGUGCGCGCUCAGAGCCUUCGGGCAGGGGAUGAGGGACCCCGACGUGCAGGUCUCCUCCCUCUGCUCCGAGCUCCUCCUCACCUUCACCGCCCUCAGCCGGGCCUGGAGCGCCCCUCCCCCCUCCCCCUCCCCUCCCCCGGGUGGGGGCGGGGCUCCGCCGGCGGGUGGGGGAGGGGCGCGGCCCCGGCGCCCGGUUUUCGUUCACUACGAGCGCGAGGAGGCCUCGGACGUGGAGAUUUCCCUGGAGAGCGACUCCGACGAUUCCGUGGUGAUCGUGCCCAAAAAAACCUCACUUCCGGUCGCCGUGACGUCACUUCCUGUCGCCGUGACGUCGCUUCCUGUCCAGCCGGCGGCGCUUCCGGUUCCGCCCCAACCGCUUCCGGUUCAGAGCGCCCCGCCCCCUCCCCCCCCCCCCACCCCCCCCGCGGCGGCUCCCGAGGGUGGGGGAGGGGAGGAGGAGGAGGAGGAUCGGGAGGAAGAUGAAGGGGAGGAGGAAAAUGGCGGCGGAGGAGGAGGAGGAGGAGGAGGAGGAAAAGAAAAUGGCGGCGGGGCGGAGGAAAAUGGCGGCGGCGUCGGGGAGGUGGGGGAGGGGGAGGAGGUGGGGGAGGGGCCGGCGGUGAUCAACAUCAACAGCAGCGAGGAAGAGGAGGAAGAGGAAGAGGAAGAAGAGGAGGAGUUUGGGGAGGAAGAGGAGGAAGAGGAGGAGUUUUUCGAGGAGGAGGAGGAAGAGGAAGAGGAGGAGUUCGAGGAGGAGGAAGAGGAGGAGUUUGAGGAGGAAGAGGAGGAGUUCGAGGGGGAGGGGCUGUCGGAGGAGGAGGAGGAAGAGGAGGAGGAUGAAGAGGAAGGCGGGGCGGAGGAGCCCCCCGAGGCCCCCCCGGGACAGGAGCAGGGUGAGGAAGAGGACGAGCGCGACGAGGCCAGCACGAUGAUCGCCGAUUUCAUCGAUUGCCCCCCCGAUGAUGAAAAAACCCCCGAGACCCCCCUGUGAGAGCCCCCCAAAAUCCGCC